AGAAUUCGAUUUAUUUUUAGAGAGAGAUUGUUUGAUGGGCUAUUGAAGAAAGGUAUAAAAAAAGGAAAAGCAAAGUCAUGCUUAGCAAUAGAAAAAAAUAUUAAAAAAAAGGAAUGAAGGUUUAACUAGCUGACAUCACUUCACUUCAGUACAUAGUUCUGGGCAUCUAGAUCUUGUAGCCUACAGAAGGUUCCUUCUACAAACACUCUUUUCUAUCUCUUUCUAUUUUCAACUCUCAAUUUGUCUAUCAUCACCAAAAACCAAACAUUCAAUGAAUUCAGCAAUGAAUUGCUAUGAUAGACAACACAAAAUAAUUAAAAUUAAAAAUUUCUCACAAUGAAAUUCCAAAAUUUUUUCAACCUUUUAUUGAUCAUAUCACUAACCUUAUCUAUUGUAAUCAAUGGUGAGAAAUUCAUCAGUGUUGAAAAAACCAUCAGAAGAAUCCUGCACCAACCAUUGUUCCCAGCAAGCUCAUCACCUCCACCUGACCCAUCAUCAUUGGCCCCACCACCACCACCUGAUGCAUCCGGGUACGACCUGGAUCAGCCUUUCUUUCCGGAGGUACCAGCGGGCGGAAGCCCGUAUCAAAACCCACCACCACCAUCACUACCAGCUCAAUCCAAUGGGCUUAGUCCAAUACCAACUGCCACUCAGCCCACUAAGCCAACCAAGAAAGUGGCAAUUGCUGUUUCUGUGGUGAUAGUAACAUUAGGAAUGCUAUCAGCAUUGGCAUUUUAUCUGUAUAAACACAGGGUUAAAAACCCAGUUGAGACACAGAAAUUGGUUGGAGGAAAUUCUGGUGGUGCAAAUAAUUUAAGGACCUAUACAGAAGAAUCAAGGGUACCCCCUUCAAAUUUUCUGUAUAUUGGGACAGUAGAGCCUUCAAAUCAAAGAUCAUUGAAUCAUGAUGAUAUAGCUAAUGGAUCACCUUACCAUAAGCUAAAUAGUGAUAGUAAUAUGGUCAAUAAUGUUCCAUCUGUGAAGAGGUCAGAUCGAUAUAGGCCAAGUCCUGAUUUGCAGCCAUUGCCACCAUUGAGUAGAGCACCACCUAGGAGUGUAGCUGUGCCACAGAGGAUUACUUCUCCAACAGCUACUUUUUCAUCUUCUGAUGAUGAAAGGAGUGAUACUCUGUUUUAUACACCUCAUGGGUCAAUUCAUGGCUCUGUUGGUAGUGCUGAUGAUGGGUCUUGGAGUAAAGCUAUACGUUCGAUUGGAUUGGGUUCAAAGGGUGAAAGUCAUGCUUAUAAUGGUGGGAAUUCUUUUCCUUAUUCUAAAAGGACUUCACCAAGAUCAUGGGGUUUAGCUUCAUCAUCUCCUGAUGUUAUUAAGCAUGCCAUCAUUCCGUCUAUUAAGGCGGCAGCUCCUCCUCCUCCUCCGCCUCCCCCACCUCCGCCACAACCGGAGAUGGAAGCCAAUGAUAUAAAACAAUAUCAUUCUCAAGGGAAGCAAGAAAUUAUGUCAAAUUUACCCAAGAGGGCAAAAUUUGCUGCACCACCACCGCCACCGAAUUUAGCAUUGCUUCGAUCAAUAAGCAAUAGCAGCCCAUCUCAACCGACCUCUAAACCCCCACCUCCACCACCACCUCCUCCUCGACCACCUCCGCCUCCACCUCCACCGUUGGCACGAGCAUCAAACUCGACAGCACCAAGGAAAGUAAGUAGUGCAGUGGAAGAUGGGCCACAAAUGCCACCAUCAAAGCAACAAUUACAGACUCCUAAUCAAAGAGAAGGCCUAAGAGAGAAUUUUAAAACAGAUGAAGAGAUCAGAAAUGGAUGUAGCUCUUCAGGAAGGCCUAAUGGGGAUGACAUAGAUGAGAAAAGACCCAGAUUGAAGCCAUUGCAUUGGGAUAAAGUAAGGGCCACUUCAGAUCGAGCUACAGUGUGGGACCAGCUGAAAUCAAGCUCCUUCCAGUUAAAUGAAGAUAUGAUGGAAAGUCUAUUUGGGUGCAAUACAACUACUACGGUUAAGAAAGAAACAACAAGAAAAUCGGUUCUUCCUCCUGUUGAGAAAGAGAACCGGGUUUUAGACCCAAAAAAGUCUCAAAAUAUUGCCAUAUUGUUGAGGGCAUUGAAUGUGACACGAGACGAGGUUGCUGAAGCACUUACUGAUGGGAAUUUGGAAGGCUUGGGUGCAGAGCUCUUUGAGACAUUGGUCAAGAUGGCGCCUACCAAAGAAGAAGAAAUAAAACUGAAGGACUACAAUGGUGAUCUUUCUAAACUAGGUGCUGCUGAGAGAUUUCUCAAGGGGAUACUUGAUAUACCAUUUGCUUUCAAAAGAGUUGAAGCUAUGCUAUACAGGGUUAACUUUGAUGCAGAAGUGAAAUACCUAACAAAAUCAUUUGAAACCCUAGAGGUAGCUUGUGAAGAACUGAAAAACAGCAGACUCUUCCUCAAACUCCUUGAAGCUGUUCUCCAAACAGGGAACAGGAUGAAUGCAGGAACAAAUCGUGGAGAUGUGAAGGCUUUUAAACUCGAUACACUUCUUAAACUAGUAGACAUCAAGGGAACAGAUGGAAAGACUACAUUACUCCACUUUGUGGUUCAAGAAAUCAUAAGGUCCGAAGGUAUAGGAACGGAUGUCAAUGCUCAAACACUUGACCAAAUAAGCUCUACUAAGAAAGAAGAAGAGUUCAGGAAGCAAGGAUUGCAGAUAGUUUCAGGACUAAGUAGAGAGCUAGGCAGUGUAAAAAGUGCAGCUGGGAUGGAUUCAGACGUCCUAAGUAGCUACGUGUCAAAGCUAGAAAUGGGCCUUGAAAAAGUCAAGUUGGUAUUGCAACACGAGAAGCCAGAUUCGCAUGGAAGAUUCUUCGAGUCCAUGAAGAAGUUUCUAAAAGAAGCCGAGGAUCAAAUAGCCCGUGUCAAAGCACACGAAAGGAAAGCGUUGGCUCUUGUAAAAGAAGUGACACAAUAUUUCCAUGGUGACACAGCAAAAGAAGAAGCACACCCUUUCAGAAUCUUUCUCAUUGUAAGAGACUUCCUCUCUAUUUUGGAUAAUGUAUGUAAGGAAGUUGGAACAAUGGAGAGUAGGAGCAUGAUGGGCACAGCUCGAUCUUUUCGAAUAUCAGCAUAUGCAUCAUUACCAGUCCUCACAAAGUAUAAUGUUAGAAGAGAUGACAGUUCAGGAGACGAAGGAAUGUCUUCAUGAAACAACAGAAUAAUGCCAUUCAUAUUCAAAGAUGUAAAUGAGUCAGACCAUCAAAUGAAAAGGGAUAAAGAAAAGAGCAAAUCUAGCUCAAGUGACCAUUCAUUUAUUUCCCUAUGAGAGGCAAGAAAUACAUAUAAGAAAUUAAAGUAUGUCGGUCAGGGAAAAGAAGAUUCUUAAGAGGCAUUGACAAGAAUCAAUUGACCCUAUGGGGAAAAUUAUAGGAGCAUCUCCAGCAUCAUCUUCUGAAAAAGACCCACCAACUUCAGUGUAUAAAAUUGAGCAUUUUUGAGCUUUAGCGGAAGCAUUAUACUGUAGACAGCUUUAGUCCUUUACUACAACCUACAUUUUGGAAUUAUUAUUCCCUGUAAAAUAUUUUGAUACUUUCUGGUUUAAUUUCCUACCAAAUAUCUUAAUAAAUGAUACAACCGUCCGCAUAUUUUUUUAAA
Molecule: messenger RNA, 3590 nt
Organism: Amaranthus tricolor (Joseph's coat)
Lineage: Eukaryota; Viridiplantae; Streptophyta; Magnoliopsida; Caryophyllales; Amaranthaceae
Product: formin-like protein 6
Exons: 4
Coding region: 337-3144 (935 amino acids)
Biological process (GO): actin cytoskeleton organization; actin nucleation
Molecular function (GO): actin filament binding
Source: RefSeq, a predicted model, not a curated record